AUGGCUCUCCCAUCUAGCUUAAUCGAUGGCCAGUAUGAACUCCAAAAGCGGCUUGGAGACGGCACCUACGUUGGCAGGCGUCGGUUCCAGCUGGGCGAUGGGCCGGCCCUAUUGGGCGAGGACGGAGAAAUGAUGAUCAUGCUAGAGAGCUGUGACGCAGAAGCGCCGUCCCUUGAGCGGGAGAUCAAGAAUUAUUACUCCCUCGCCGGGGGUGUUGGUGUUCCACUAGUCGAAAGCCAUGGCAUCCAGGACGGCUGCAGGUUCCUGGUGCGUCAGCGGGAUGGUCCCACUUUGGAAGCAUUAUUGGGGUGGUGUGAGUCGUUCUCAGUCAAGACUGUCCUACUCCUCGCCGAUCAGCUUAUUGGCCUUCUCGAACUUAUACACUCUCAAUCCCUUUUUCACUUGGGGAUCCGGCCGAGCGCAUUUGCCUUGGGUACAGGGAAGGCCUCGAAUCAGAUAACGCUUACAGGAGCAGGCGAAAUAGCGGCAACUGCAGAUUUCUUGGGUGCUAAGCCCAGAGUUGCCCCAUGGAGGGGGCUGGAGGUCAGCCUUAGGGAUUCCAAAUACGAUGAUAUCCAUCGGUAUAUGAUGGCAGCUCCGAUAGAAGCUCUCUGUGAAGGUCUACCACGUGGGUUUGCGGAGUACUUCCGGUAUUUGAGCGAUCCUGUCGAUGACGAUAAGCCUAACUACGACUACCUCCGGCAACUCUUCUAUACUGCAUUUGAGGAGAAAAGGUUUUUACUCAAUGGAGUAUUUGACUGGACCGUUUACAAAUAUCGCAAAAACGCCAAACAAGAUCUCUCUCAGCCUAUCAGUGGUAUCACUAGCGAGGUAGGGGGCAUACGCUUCUCGGAAGAAGAGUUUGAAACGGAGUUCAAUUACCUGGUUGGGCAACUCCAUCAAGCAGAAGAGUGGUGCAUGUCGCUUUCCAAAAGGGACAGGAGUGACAGGACGCCAGUAUACUGGGAAGAUGUAGCCUCUGCACACCACACACUCAUUGCGUGGUGUCUUGAUAUCGUUUCUUAUUCACAGCACCCGGAGGCCCCAGACGGCCUGAUAUGUCGGGCGCAAGACCUUCAGCUACAGGAAGAAGUGUGGGAGGCGGGAAUCAAGCGGUACUUGACGCUACUUGAGGCUGACAUUCCACAUACACGUGACAUUAUGAAGAGUUUCCUUCAUCAGGCUUUUACUAUCCUCACGGUGUUCGCGCAGCUUGCACCACAGCACAAGGAGAAGUGGGAGAGGUAUAUUCGAGACCUCUCUGCGUAUGGGAUGAAGUACGAGUGCAGUGGCCCUUGGGGCAGGGUAUAUAAGCGCUGGGGUGGGUCUAUGUGGCGUAGGGCGGGCUGGACGACUUAUUUACUAGUUACGUUACUGGUGUUUUUCUGCUCUUGUUCCUUCUCUGCCGGGGGUCGAUUGCAAAUUCUCUACCGUUGUUGUCCAAUAGUAGGCGCGAAUAACCAAUAGUUGGAAUACCACCACGUGAUUUGGCGCUUACCUACCUAGUACCAUUUGUCUUUUGUAUACCCUGGCUUUUUUCAAAACAACGGCUAGUUAUGCAUACAGGCAGGCGUACGAGUAGAAGGCAUGACGUUUAAUCCAAUCUUCUGAUGGAUCUUCUCCUUGUUUUGUCUAGACACAGACUCCCCAUCGUUGCCCAGGAUCAAUUCUAUCCAUUCCGGGUCUGGCAAAAGCAGGGAUAGUAAUACUCUAAAUUAAGUCUAUAUAACACUCUCACUUUCCCAGGUUAACCGUACCUCCUCUUCUUGAUAACUAGUUUUCUCACUUCCUACUAUAUUCUGUCCUUUAUAAUGGCUGAUUUUGGAGGAGUAUCUACCUUUCCUGGGGCAGGCGGCCAGUACGCUUGUCAGAAACCACCUCCGCGCCAUCUCCCCUCAGAUAUUGAAAAUUGGCUACUUGAAGUUCGCAAAUGUUUCCCAGAGUAUGAAGCCCCAAUAUUCACCACUAAAUUUGGCAAUUGGCUCGAGCAAAUAACAGGAAUUAACACUACCAAUUCACCUCUCUUCGCUGGAAACUUGAGCUACGAGCAAGCAGUGCAUUCAUCUAUAGGAGCCACUUUACCUUCUCCUAUGCCAAAGAAGUGUCGC
This is a messenger RNA of Trichophyton rubrum CBS 118892, 2108 nucleotides long. RefSeq lists its product as uncharacterized. NCBI's taxonomy places the organism in Eukaryota, Fungi, Ascomycota, Eurotiomycetes, Onygenales, Arthrodermataceae. Bases 1 to 1467 code for a protein of 488 amino acids. Gene Ontology annotation, molecular function: protein serine/threonine kinase activity. The transcript is spliced from 4 exons. Gene Ontology annotation, cellular component: cytoplasm; nucleus. The record is from RefSeq and is a predicted model, not a curated record. Gene Ontology annotation, biological process: peptidyl-serine phosphorylation; endocytosis; signal transduction.